Molecule: messenger RNA, 906 nt
Organism: Anarrhichthys ocellatus (wolf-eel)
Lineage: Eukaryota; Metazoa; Chordata; Actinopteri; Perciformes; Anarhichadidae
Product: trypsin II-P29-like
Exons: 5
Biological process (GO): proteolysis
Molecular function (GO): serine-type endopeptidase activity
Source: RefSeq, a predicted model, not a curated record
AUGUUCUUCAAGACACACCCCCUUGAGAGUCACACCAUAUGUGGCCAGGCUGUGAAAAACACCAGCAUUGUGGGAGGUCGAGAUGCGGCCCCAGGAAGUUGGCCCUGGUUGGUCAGUCUAAACUCUUUUGGAUACCACUUCUGUUCAGGGUCCCUAAUUAACAAGCAGUGGGUGCUGACAGCUGCUCACUGUCUGUCUGGAAGGGACCUCCUUACCACAACGGUUUCUCUGGGCCGCCUGAACCAGUCAGGUCAAAAGAUUAACGAAGUGUCUCGGGGACUUGAAAGGAUAGUUUGCCAUCCUUCAUACAAGUUCUUCGCCAACGAGAACAACAUAUGUCUGCUGAAGCUGUCGGCCCCGGUGAAUUUUACCGACUACAUACAGCCGGUCUGCUUAGCCUCGGCAGGGAGCACGUUCCACACCGGGGUUAGCAGCUAUGUCGCUGGUUUUGGUAAAACUCAAGCUGGUUCAUCUUCCGGAGCCUACAUCCUGCAGGAAGUGAAAGUACCAAUCGUUGGAAACAAGGAGUGCAAAUGCACCUAUCCUCUCAUCACAGAUAACGUGAUCUGUGCUGGGUUCGGCAAGGCAGGGAAGGCUUCAUGUCAGAGAGACGGAGGGGCACCACUGGUGACCAACAAUGGUUCGAUGUGGAUCCAGAGUGGAAUUGAGAACGUUGGCGACGGCUGUAGAUGGCCUAUGUUUCUUGGAGAAUUUGCCCGUGUGUCCCAGUACCAGGCCUGGAUCACCAACAUUAUUGACAGCAGCGAAACAGGCUUUGUUACCUACAGCUCCUUGGGAGUGGACAGCAACUCCACAUUUAAAUGUACGAGAGAUGUCAGUGUCUUUGGCAGUGUGAGAAAUGGCAGUGUGAGAGAUGUCAGUGUCUUUGACAGUGACUUUGGCAGU